AUUUUAAUGGCGUAAUAAGUAAUUAUUAACUGUUUUUAACUAACCUUCCCAACACUUUAUUUUGUUAUUGCUGCAAUGACGCGCAGAUGUGUUGAUAAGAAUGCGCGUCCGCGGUGCUCGUGACCUGGGCGCGGGUGAAUUCCAGCAGAGCAGAUCCACGCUCGUGUGCGUGUUUAAGAUGCUCUCGGUGUAAAAUAGUAUAAAAUAAAGAGGAAGGUAAUUUAAUGGUGUAAUUAGUAACUAUUUUAACUAACCUUCUCAAACAGUCUCUUUUGUUAUUGCUGGAAUGACGCGUAAAAGGUGUAAAAUCAGGAGGAUGGUGUAAAAAAGCAUGUGUAAUUAGUAGGUAAUAACUUUUCUUCAGAUAUCUCUUGUUAAUGCUGGAAUGACGCGCAGCGGUGUUUAUAUGAAUGCGCGUUCCCGAUGCUCGUGACCCGGGCGCGCGCGAAUUCCAGCAGAUUCGCGCUCGUGUGUGCGUUUAUGAUGCUCUCGGGCUCGAUGGGCUGCGGGGGAAGCAGAUCCGCCACGAUUGAGCCCCGUUAUUACGAGAGCAGAGACACCGAGUCUACGUGGCUGACAAACACGGACACGGAACGGACAGCCGCCGGUAAUGGAACCGGCGAGAGCGCGGGCACGGGCACGAGCGACAAUGACAAUACAACAACAGCGGCUGCCGGUGCAGAGGGAAGAGAAGGCCGUGACAAUGAGCAGAAACUCCUCAGUGAAGGAGAAGCGGCUGGUGAACGCCGGCACACAGUGCAGCAGAAACACCACCAACAGCCAGAGGAGACCCUCACACAGAGACACAGAGGUUAAGAGUAAAUCUAAGAAACUCCCUCACGCUGAUGGGGUUAAAAAUGUGUGUCCGGCUGUAAAUUCUGAAGCUGUAUCUUGACUGAGAGUCUGAAAGAGCCACUAAUGAAGGAGUUGGGUCAUAAUUAAAUGCAUCUGAUUUAAUUGCAUGAGCGCUGGAGCGGAUCCUAACCCUGAUAUGCUGCAACACAAGCCUUCACAGAGCUGCAUCUCUCUUUCUGAAGGAUUCAAGAUGUUGUUUAUUCAUGUUUAAUAUUUGUUGUUUCAUGUAUCGGUUCGCGGGAUUUCCAUCAGUAUUGUUCUAGUGCCUAAUAAGUUUGUCACGAUACUGGAAUUCGGUACCAAUCCAUACUGAAGUUUUAGAAAAACGUCCCGCUAACAUUUGAGAGCUGUUGAGCUCGUUAUUAAACAGAGCUGAUUUGCCAUUGUGUUUACAUGCUCAACAGAAAUGGCUGUGAUUGGCUGUUAAGGUCAUCAGUUCACUGAACUCACUGCUGUUUACUGAGUGUAACCUCAGAUACAGGGAGCGUUUUAAAGUCAUGUCGAUCAGCUGGUUUGUCUAUGAGCUGACAUUCAAGCAAUCUGCUGAUGAAUCAUGGCUUUAAAAUCCUCCAGUGUCCCUGCAUCAGUGGUGACACUCACUAAACAGCGGUGAGUUCAGUUAACUGAUGAACUUCACAGCCAAUCAUAGCCAUUUCUGUUGAGCACAUCAACACAAUGGCAAAGCAGUGCUGUUUAAAUAGUACAAAUGAGGACUUCUCCCUCAAUCCCCGGGUCUGAAUGCAGACUCAGUGCAGCAGGUCUCUUGCCCUGCCUAUUUCAACCAUCAGCCCUGCUGAUAAUCUGGAGGGUUUAGGCAAACACAGCAGCACGGCGAUGUGUCUAAAUGUGAACGAACUCCUGAUAAAAGACAACGUCCGCCAUUCUCCAAUUCUCGUACUGCUCUUUUGACAAAAAUGCUUGC
Danio rerio (zebrafish) is the source of this 1777-nucleotide messenger RNA. The record is from RefSeq and is a predicted model, not a curated record. Lineage: Eukaryota; Metazoa; Chordata; Actinopteri; Cypriniformes; Danionidae.